AUGAAGCCCUUGAUUCCGUUCUUCGCUCUGGCAGCCGUAGCCUUGGCGGCGCCCCAAGGAUACUCUAAUCCGGUGCCCGCCGGAGGAGGAGUACCUCUUCCUGCAGUAGCAGCAGCACCUGUAAUAGAUGCUGGAGCAGCUAUCCCGGUGUCCUGCCUAGAUGGAGAAGUACUGAACGUAGAUGGAACUUGCUCAGUCCCGCAGAUUACCCGUCAUGUGUACGUCUUCGCGGCUCCCGACCAGCCAGCGCCUCAAGGUCCUCCUCCGAGCAUCCCUCCUCCUCAGGUUGAGCACAACGUGAUUUUCAUCCGCGCUCCCGAGCAAGCGGAUGCGGCUGAACCCAUCGUGGUGCCACCGCCUCAGCAGCAGAGUGUCAUCUACGUCCUCAACAAGAGGCAGCCCACCGUCGGAGGCCGCCCGGUGAUCGAGGUCCCUGCGCCGCCGCCCUCCAACCCCGAGGUCUUCUUCGUCAACUACGGCCCCAACGAAAACCCCGUCCUGCCCGGCGGCAUUGACCUUCAGUCCGCUCUCAGCUCCGCAGCGCCCUCCACGGGUCAGCUCAUUGGAGGCGGUGGCGCUGGAGGAUUCGACGCCGGAGUUGGUGCAGGUCCUGUGGGAGGAUUCGAUGCAGGGUUUGCCGCCGGGCCCGCAGGAGGGUUCGACGCCGGUGUUGGACCCGCUGGAGGAUUCGGCGGUGGCGUUGUUGCCAGUCCAGGCCCUGGUGUUGGCGUCCCUCUAUCUUCUGCCGUAUCUGCUGGCUCUGCAGGACUCCCCGGCCCCCAGCUCGGCCUGGACAACUUGGCCAACGACUACACCCCGAACGCCGUAGAACCGCCACUUGGCCUCUACUCCGCGCCGUAA
Molecule: messenger RNA, 861 nt
Organism: Penaeus chinensis
Lineage: Eukaryota; Metazoa; Arthropoda; Malacostraca; Decapoda; Penaeidae
Product: translation initiation factor IF-2-like
Exons: 2
Coding region: 1-861 (286 amino acids)
Source: RefSeq, a predicted model, not a curated record